This is a messenger RNA of Drosophila willistoni, 1642 nucleotides long. RefSeq names its product methionine aminopeptidase 2 (gene und). The transcript is spliced from 3 exons. NCBI's taxonomy places the organism in Eukaryota, Metazoa, Arthropoda, Insecta, Diptera, Drosophilidae. The record is from RefSeq and is a predicted model, not a curated record. Gene Ontology annotation, biological process: proteolysis. Bases 116 to 1486 code for a protein of 456 amino acids. Gene Ontology annotation, molecular function: metalloaminopeptidase activity.
ACUGUUUUCCGUCUGUGGAUACCUCGUGUUUUUAUUCUUUCAUAUUUUUGCAAGCGGAAAGUUCGCUUUUGAUUUCGGUUAAACUUCAAUUCGGUACAUUAUACAAUUUGCCACCAUGUCCGCAGUCGCAACAGAAACACUUAUUGCAGAGCCAACUGUAGCCGCUAAUGUAGAAUCCACCGAUGAAGUAAAAAAAGUUAAAAAGCCAAAGCCGAACAACAAGAAAUUGCGACAAGAGGCGGCAGCCAAAAAAGCCACCGAAGGCGGCACCGAUGGCGAUGACCAAACAGAGCCAGCAACAAAUGGAGUACCGGCUCAGCAAGCCGGCCAACCGAAGAAGAAGCCAAACAAUAAGGGCGGCAAAAAAUCUGGACAAACAGAUCCACCCACUAUACCAAUUUCCAAGCUCUUCCCUAAUGGAAACUAUCCCGAAGGUGAGAUAGUGGAACAUCCUACACCCAAGGACUUACCGGAUGAUCGCACAGCCAGAGAUCGUUUUACUUCCGAAGAGAAACGUGCAUUGGAUCGCAUGAAUACGGAUAUUUAUCAGGAGUUGCGUCAAGCUGCCGAGGCCCAUCGUCAGACACGUCAGUAUAUGCAGCGUUACAUUAAGCCGGGUAUGACCAUGAUUCAGAUCUGUGAAGAACUGGAGAACACAGCCCGUCGUCUGAUUGGAGAGAAUGGCCUGGAUGCUGGUUUGGCCUUCCCCACUGGUUGCUCUCUAAAUCAUUGUGCUGCUCAUUAUACACCCAAUGCUGGAGACACAACCGUUCUUCAGUACGAUGAUGUGUGCAAAAUUGAUUUUGGUACUCACAUCAAGGGACGGAUCAUUGACUGUGCCUUCACUUUGACCUUUAAUAACAAAUACGAUAAGCUGCUCCAGGCCGUCAAAGAGGCCACAAAUACAGGCAUCAAGGAGGCUGGUAUUGAUGUGCGUCUAUGCGAUAUUGGUGCAGCCAUUCAAGAAGUAAUGGAAUCAUAUGAAUUGGAGCUAGAUGGCAAAACUUAUCCCAUCAAGGCCAUACGUAAUCUGAAUGGUCAUUCGAUAAGCCCGUACCGCAUUCAUGCUGGCAAAACGGUGCCCAUUGUCAAAGGCGGUGAGUCUACACGGAUGGAGGAGGAUGAAUUCUAUGCCAUUGAAACCUUUGGCUCCACUGGCCGUGGUCUCGUUCACGAUGAUAUGGACUGUUCGCAUUAUAUGAAGAACUUUGAGGUGCCAUUUGUUCCAUUGCGUUUGCAAUCAUCGAAACAAUUGUUGGGCACCAUCAAUAAGCAUUUUGGCACUUUAGCCUUUUGCAAACGUUGGCUGGACCGUGCGGGUGCCACUAAAUAUCAAAUGGCUCUCAAGGAUCUAUGCGAUAAAGGUAUUGUCGAAGCCUAUCCACCAUUGUGCGAUAUCAAGGGCUGUUAUACCGCUCAAUAUGAGCACACGAUUAUGUUGCGUCCCACAUGCAAAGAAAUUGUCUCCCGUGGCGAUGAUUAUUAAGCAUUAAAUGAUGGACAUAAAAAAGAUGAAGCGAGUGAGUGAGUGAGAGACACAAGAGAGAAACAAACAACAACAAGAAUACCCUUUUUGGAUCACAAUUUGUAGCUUGCAUUAUAUAAAAGUUUUUGAUAUAUAUAUAUAAAUAAGUUCAUUCAA